This is a messenger RNA of Priapulus caudatus, 2208 nucleotides long. RefSeq names its product gamma-aminobutyric acid type B receptor subunit 2-like. Lineage: Eukaryota; Metazoa; Priapulida; Priapulimorpha; Priapulimorphida; Priapulidae. Gene Ontology annotation, cellular component: G protein-coupled receptor heterodimeric complex; membrane. The coding region runs from base 26 to 943 and encodes 305 amino acids. Gene Ontology annotation, molecular function: G protein-coupled GABA receptor activity. Gene Ontology annotation, biological process: gamma-aminobutyric acid signaling pathway; G protein-coupled receptor signaling pathway. The record is from RefSeq and is a predicted model, not a curated record. The transcript has 8 exons.
GAUCAGCGAUCUAAUCUUCAAGUACAUGGAGAACGUGGAAAUGUUUGGCGCGACGGGUCCUCUUGCGUUCGGCCCCAACGGCGACAGAUAUGGCAUCAAGUUGAAAAUAGAGCAACAAAUUGAUGGCGUGAUGAAGACCGUCGGAGUAUACGACACACUGAACGACACGCUCAACUGGCUGUCAUCCGACCGACUGACGUUUAGAGGCCCGGAUCCUCGCGCACCGCCAAGAGACUCCGUGAUGAAGUACAAAGAGUUGAGGAGCGUCUCGUGGGAACUCUUCUUGACGCUGUCCGUCUUAGCAAUAUGCGGCAUCGCCUUUGCAUUGGUGAUGCUGGUGAUUAACAUCAAGAACAGACACGAAAAGGUUAUAAAGAUGUCGAGUCCACGUGUAAAUAACAUCAUAGCCGUUGGAUGCAUUCUAUGUUACACGUCAGUCGUCGCGUUCGGCAUAGACAGGAACGUAGUAAAAAGCGAUGACGGACUCAUAGUUGUUUGCGCCUGUCGGGCUUGGCUGUUGUCGAUGGGAUUCACUAUGGCGUUCGGCGGACUAUUCAGCAAGACGUGGCGAGUCUACGCGAUAUUCACGAGCAAAGAUAAAAAUAAGAGAGUGAUAAUUAGAGACGAACAUCUGUAUGGGUUGAUAACGGCAUUUAUGGUAAUCGACGUCGCCAUCUUGAUUUCAUGGCAAGUCGUCGAUCCGCUCGUUCCCCGUCUAGUCGAACUCCCCGAAGAGGUGAACAAGGAAAACGACCUUGUCAUACAGCCGAUGUCGGAAGGAUGUCAAAGUUCAAGCCAGUACAAGUUCCUCGGCAUGAUUUAUGGCUACAACGGUCUGCUUCUUAUUAUCGGCGCCUUUCUGUCCAUAGAGACCAGGUUUGAACGAUUUCAACAGCCAUGCGGAUUUGCACUCGUAUUACUGAACGCCUCUGAUGCGCUGUAAACAAUAUAAACCCAUAUAAACAAUAUACGCCCUAUAAACGGGCCCGACCUGUUUAUUGUAAAAUGCAUGCUCAUCAUGUUCAUGUGUAAUCAGAUUAUAUUUGCACGGAAAUCGUAUCGUUUGCUACUUGGAGAAUAACAAAUCAAAUGGCAGGAUAUAAGUAACAAGUCUAAUUAGCAGACAACUGUUCGCUUAUUGCCCAACAAUAUAUGUCCUCGGUUUAAAAAUGACAAAGCUUGUUGUGGUUGGCCCUUAUAUACAACGAGUAGUGUAUGAUCUAGUUGAGCCCGUUGAUGUAGUUAAUUCACGCUAUUUAAUUAAUUAUUUAAUUGGCGUCGUGUAAAGCAGGUUCGACCAUAUUUCUCCGUCUCUACUAGAAUUAUACAUUUCUACACACAUCAACUGAAAUAUGCUUACUGAAAUUCUCAUGUAAACAAACUAGUCCAAAAGCUAGUCGGUGAGAUUUGCCUCAUUAGGUUCCCAUUCCUAUACCGAUUAUCGUGCUAGUGCAAUAUUUGGCUUCCCCUACAUCUCACCGAUAGGUUACCCAUGCAUUUCUUUCGAUCGUAAGCUCUCUAUGUAUGAGGCUACCCUGUUGUUACAUAUUCAACUUCUCAUAACAACACUACAAUUCGGAUACAUUUACUCUACAAUGCUGUUAAUUAUGUUGUGCCGGCACACGAUAUACGUCAUCGUCGUUAGCUCAAAUUCUAACUGCUCGUCUGUUUAUUACAUGCUUGCUCUUUCUGUGCGGCCCUAUCUGGGUUACAUGUUCUCGCUAUACCGUUUUAGUUAGGCCUCUUGAGCUGUAUGUGCUAGAUUGCUUAGUUUCUUCUAAUUGACGCACAUUCAGUCUCGUUGACUUCUACUCUCAGAUUGGCAGCCUUUGCUUUGUUUCGUUCACUCUCGUGUCACUUGGAUAGAUGUCGCUGCUCGUAAACCCGAUAAGGCCGUAUUGCUGUGCUGACGCCAUAGCGUGAGACUACUAGUUUCUGCUGUUCCAUGAGGUCUCGUCGAAACCGGCUCCAGCCCAUAUUCUUUUUUAUAUGUCGCCUGGUUGGAAAUGUGUCAUCGCGUUUAGUUAGUGGUCAUGUUGCACAUGAAGCGCUGGUAUCACCAGAUCCUUACUUCUGCAUUUCUGGUCAGUAUCACCAGUGCCCCCCUUACAGUAGUUCCAGUGACCGUGCUUAGCUUAUCAUUUAGCAUAUAUAGCUUCAGGUAUUUAUGUGUGAAGUGUUCAUGCAAUUUUUUAUUAUUUAGAAUAA